AAUUAAAAUUAGAUGUUCCGAAUCCGCUACCGCUUUUCAAACAUCUAACAACAUCCCAUACGGGGUCACGUCAGAACGACCUUUCAGAUGUGAAUAAACAUUUCAGAAUUAGCCAAUCAGAUUCGAGUUUCUAAAUCCGUGUCGGUUGAAGCUUACAACAUGGCGUCCGAAGAAGUUCUGAAGAUGUUCAAUGUAAAUAAACUGAAAAAAGAGCAGGAAGAGAUACUUAAAUGCAUUCUGGACGGCAAGGACUGUUUAGCCGUGUUACCAACAGGCUAUGGCAAGAGUCUGCCAUAUCAAAUGGCCAUUCCUCAACAGAGAGCGUUGGGAAAAGUGGCCCAGAAAAUCAUCGUAUGCUGUCCCUUGAUUGCCCUUAUGAAAGACCAAGUAGAAAGGCUUUCCAAAAUACCAAACAUUCGGGCGAUAUACAGAGAUGGUACCCAGGAAGCUGACCGCAUUAUUAAGGAAGGUGCAUUUGAUUACCUAUUUGGGUCCCCAGAGUUGCUUGUUGGUGAUAGCUCAUUCAGAGACCAGUUGCAUCAGUUUGGUGUAUCAACUAUUGUUGUUGAUGAGUUUCACACCAUUGCAUGCUGGUGA
Molecule: messenger RNA, 597 nt
Organism: Saccostrea echinata
Lineage: Eukaryota; Metazoa; Mollusca; Bivalvia; Ostreida; Ostreidae
Product: ATP-dependent DNA helicase RecQ-like
Exons: 2
Coding region: 160-597 (145 amino acids)
Biological process (GO): double-strand break repair via homologous recombination
Cellular component (GO): cytoplasm; nucleus; chromosome
Molecular function (GO): nucleic acid binding; four-way junction helicase activity; ATP binding
Source: RefSeq, a predicted model, not a curated record